This is a messenger RNA of Penaeus chinensis, 2203 nucleotides long. RefSeq lists its product as uncharacterized. Lineage: Eukaryota; Metazoa; Arthropoda; Malacostraca; Decapoda; Penaeidae. The transcript has 4 exons. Gene Ontology annotation, molecular function: DNA-binding transcription factor activity. Gene Ontology annotation, biological process: regulation of DNA-templated transcription. Bases 225 to 2117 code for a protein of 630 amino acids. The record is from RefSeq and is a predicted model, not a curated record.
AUAGUAGUACUAUUCUUUAUCUUAGAAGGCCUUCUGUAGUUUUUGUCUUUACAAGCAUUACACAACUGUAACGUUCUCUUCAAGUUCAGAUACGUUCUCUUCCUCGUGGCGAAGCAAACGUUCUGCCACAUACUGAAGUGCAUGGGUCCGACCUUCCGUUGUUGAUCUAGUCGCCUGGCCUUCCCUGCUUAUAACUCUAGGAAAUUUUGCGAUUGCGUGCUUAAAUGGCGAAAAUAACAUGCCUUGAAGACCCACUAACGGACGAUAUCACUGAGGAGCUACUUAGUUUUCUGACAGACUCCCAAAAUGACUCGCCGGCGCUGGAGCUCGACAUAGAUUUGGCCCAAGACACAUUGGCGUCCUUUCAUCAGCUGGAGUCAGUUGCACCUUGUGAGACAUGGAGUAUAUUGAGUAAAGAUAUACUCGAACUAGAUCAAGAACACAUCGGUGAUUUUGCGUUCGAUUUCAACUUCAGAAGCAACUAUAUAACACCAGUGGAAAAAGAUCAAAUGGGUAGAGAAAGCAACGCUGUGUAUACUAAUGUGGAUCAUGUGCAGCCUGAGCAAAGUGGGAAUAGUCUUCUGACAAAAGUACCGGACAGCGUCUCAUCGUCGCAUGAUUGCACUGAGAGCGUCGACGACCUGUAUGUGCUUCCGACGUCCUACCCGUUGCGGGACGCCCUCGAGUAUCUUUCUGCUGCCCCCGCCGAGUCGACCCUUAUCCAGGACUCCCCAAGUACUUUGGGGAAGAAAGGAAAGACUCCCGACGAUGGAAAGUCCCAGCGGCAGCGUCGGCGACCCAAAGUCUCCUACAGGAACAUGUCGAAGGAGGAGAAGGCAGACUUCCAAAAUGACUCGCCGACGCUGGAGCUCGACAUAGAUUUGGCCCAAGACACAUUGGCGUCCUUUCAUCAGCUGGAGUCAGUUGAACCUUGUGAGACAUGGAGUAUAUUGAGUAAAGAUAUACUCGAACUAAAUCAAGAACACAUCGGUGAUUUUGCGUUCGAUUUCAGCUUCAAAAGCAACUAUAUAACACCAGUGGAAAAAGAUGAAAUGGGCAGAGAAAGCAACGCUGUGUAUACUAAUGUGGAUCAUGUGCAUCCUGCGCAAAGUGGGAAUAGUCUUCCGACAAAAGUACCGGACAGCGUCUCAUCGUCGCAUGAUUGCAAUGAGAGCGUCGACGACCUGUAUGUGCUUCCGACGUCCUACCCGUUGCGGGACGCCCUCGAGUAUCUUUCUGCUGCCCCCGCCGAGUCGACCCUUAUCCAGGACUCCCCAAGUACUUUGGGGAAGAAAGGAAAGACUCCCGACGAUGGAAAGUCCCAGCGGCAGCGUCGGCGACCCAAAGUCUCCUACAGGAACAUGUCGAAGGAGGAGAAGGCAGACUUCCAAAAUGACUCGCCGACGCUGGAGCUCGACAUAGAUUUGGCCCAAGACACAUUGGCGUCCUUUCAUCAGCUGGAGUCAGUUGAACCUUGUGAGACAUGGAGUAUAUUGAGUAAAGAUAUACUCGAACUAAAUCAAGAACACAUCGGUGAUUUUGCGUUCGAUUUCAGCUUCAAAAGCAACUAUAUAACACCAGUGGAAAAAGAUGAAAUGGGCAGAGAAAGCAACGCUGUGUAUACUAAUGUGGAUCAUGUGCAUCCUGCGCAAAGUGGGAAUAGUCUUCCGACAAAAGUACCGGACAGCGUCUCAUCGUCGCAUGAUUGCAAUGAGAGCGUCGACGACCUGUAUGUGCUUCCGACGUCCUACCCGUUGCGGGACGCCCUCGAGUAUCCUCCUGCUGCCCCCGCCGAGCCGACCCUUACCCAGGACUCCCCAAGUACCUCGGGGAAGAAAGGAAAGACUCCCGACGAUGGAAAGUCCCAGCGGCAGCGUCGGCGACCCAAAGUCUCCUACAGGAACAUGACGAAGGAGGAGAAGACCUACCGCGUCCGCUUAUUGAACAACGAGGCGUCCAAGCUGUACCGAGACCGACGGAAGGACAAGAGGACGCGGCUGGUUCAGGAGAAUGAAGAACUGGAGAAGGUGAACGAUGCCCUGCGUCAGAAAGUGAGAAGGAUUCAGGAGCUGAAAGAGAAGUUGAGAAAGUGCUACCUGUGUGGAGAGAGAUUGUGAGUGAACAACACACACCCAUACACACAUACACAUACAUACACACACAUACACACACAUACACACAUAUACACACAUACAUACGCAUA